AUGGGUCUUGGUUUCAGCUCCCAGAAGUCACAGAUCUACUUUCCUGCGACUCCUGCGACGGUGAAAGUACGGCAAGUUCGAGGCUCUAAAGAGACGACGCAUUGUUCGUUGCGGAAAGUCAUAGAACGCAGGUGCCCCGCCCUAUUUGAGGAUUUUUCGCCUGCGUGGUGGUUGUUCAAUGGACAUUUGCAAACAUUAUACUGUGUUGCGGGAGAAUUUUCUCACAUCGACAAGAUAAAAUAUGAUAGAACCUAUCUUCAUUUGCUAGAUGGCGGAACAUUGUCCGAACAACUUGUUGCAUCUCGGAUGAUUCGCCUAUCCUUGUUACUGUCACUGUCUUGGAUGGAGGAAAGUGGCUACGAGGCCUAUAUCCGAGCGAUUCUAGCACCGGCUUGCUCUUCUGUAGAGAAAGGUGGUCUUGGGUACCGAGGAGCGGUCGUCAAUAUCCGUGGCUGUGCUGGCGUACCAAUUCAUGGAGGUCCGACCGAUGACUUGCGGCAGGCGCUUCUUUACAUAUCAAAUCGCUAUCCUUCUGCGCCCUUAAUUGGACUCGGGUUCUCGCUCGGCGCAAACAUCGUCUUACGGUAUCUUGCCGAAGAGAAGGAGCUGAGUCGAUUAUCGACUGCUUGCAUUCUGAGUUGUCCUUGGCAUCUGAAGAUUCACAGUAAAAUAACAGUGGCUAACCUUCUUGGUCCUUAUGGCUACGUUAGCGCGAGAGGGAUACACGAUAGUCUCGUACGAUUUCUUACGAUUCACUUCGUGCCGACGUUCACGCAAGCACCCUUCCACGAAGCAUUAAUGACUGCUACGGUAUCCCGAGAAUCGACGACACUCACGCAAUUCCACUAUCAUGCUACCCGCACCUCAAACAGUAAUGUCCCGCAGGCCUAUGACUUUGCCACCGUGAAAGAUGACGCGACAUGGGCGUCUAGCCUGGUUGAUAUCCGGGUCCCACUACUGACGCUGAAUGCGAAGGAUGAUCCGGUUGCUUACACCACUCCACACGGUGUCGCGAACGAGAAUGUCUGUAUGGUUGUCACACCAGGAGGCGGACACCUUGGAUGGUUCGAGUCUCGGAACACUCGGUGGGUUACGAGACCGGUCUUGCAGUGGUGCAGAAUGAUAGUAGAAGACUUCGUGUUGGAACGGAAGCAUGGAAGAGAGACAUUUAUAGCAGAGGGUGGUUUCUUGAAAGAGGUGGGUCAAGACCAUAUCGGAUGUAUGGAGAUUGAGGGGGGCUUGGAAGGGAUGAUAGUGGGGAUGAACCCGGAGGAAUUUUCUUUUGAAUGA
Desarmillaria tabescens is the source of this 1290-nucleotide messenger RNA. Its product is annotated as AB-hydrolase YheT. Lineage: Eukaryota; Fungi; Basidiomycota; Agaricomycetes; Agaricales; Physalacriaceae. The coding region runs from base 1 to 1290 and encodes 429 amino acids. Gene Ontology annotation, biological process: medium-chain fatty acid biosynthetic process; medium-chain fatty acid catabolic process. Gene Ontology annotation, molecular function: acetylesterase activity; monoacylglycerol lipase activity. The transcript is spliced from 8 exons. The record is from RefSeq and is a predicted model, not a curated record.